CAGAGACAGAGAUUCAAUUCAGUCCACGGUGAACUCUGAGCUGUGUCUGCCCAGACUGACAGGCUUCCCAGCUCACCAGCUCAAACAUGGCCACCUCCGAACCGGCCUACGACCUCGAGAACUUUGAGUACGACACAUCAGCUGAAGCCUGCUCCCUGGAGGACGUGGUGGCCUUGGGGGCCCUCUUCCUGCCGGUGUGGUACUCACUCGUGUUCGCCGUGGGGCUGGUGGGGAACACGCUGGUGGUGCUGGCCGUGGGCUGCGGGCCGGGCAGGCGGACACGCGGCGUGACCGACGUGUACCUGCUCAACCUGGCCCUGAGCGAUCUGCUCUUCGUGGCCACGCUGCCCGUGUGGACGCACUACGUGAUCAGCCCCACGGGCCUGCCCCACGCCGCAUGCGCCCUGGUCACCACGCUCUUCUUCGUGGGCUUCUUCGCGGGGGUCUUCUUCGUGACCCUCAUCAGCGUGGAUCGCUACGUGGCCAUCGUGCGGCCAGCUGCGGCCCUGGGGGGGCGAUCAGCCUCCCACGGGGUGACCCGCAGUCUGGGGGUGUGGGGGGCCGCGCUGCUGGCCGCUGCCCCGCAGUUCAUGUUCACAGGCCGCAGCCAGGGCGAGUGCUUGGGCGUCUACCCUGCGUCCCUGCAGCUGGUGUGGCCCGUACUGCGCGCCGUGGAGACCACGCUGCUGGGCUUCGCGCUACCCGCGCUAGUACUCACCUUCUGCUCGUGUCGCAUCACGCGGGUGCUGUGCGUGGCCCGCGAUCCCCGGAAAACCCGGGCCCUCCGCCUCGUGCUGCUGGUGGUGGUGGCCUUCUUGGUCUUCUGGACUCCUUAUCAAGUGCUCCUGGUCCUGGACACGCUCAGGCUCUUUGAUUUCUUCCCUGACUGCACCGCCCGCCGCGAGCUGCGCUUGGCCCUCACCCUGGCCGAGACUCUGGCCUUCAGCCACUGCUGCCUGAACCCCAUUAUCUACACUUUCGCGGGGGACAGGUUCCGUGGCUACCUCCGCCAGCUGGCCAGAAAGUGGCUAGCGGGCUCCGAUCCACCCCAAUCCCCCAGGUCCGAGAGCAUGCCUGGGGCCUCGCACACCCUGGACACGAGUGAAGGGAACAGGUCUGUCCUGCUCUAACCCCCCCCCAUCCUCCUCCCUGGUGCCCCAGAUCUCGAACU
This is a messenger RNA of Dipodomys ordii (Ord's kangaroo rat), 1171 nucleotides long. It is a transcript of the gene Cx3cr1, whose product is annotated as chemokine (C-X3-C motif) receptor 1. Gene Ontology annotation, molecular function: C-X3-C chemokine receptor activity. Gene Ontology annotation, cellular component: membrane. Lineage: Eukaryota; Metazoa; Chordata; Mammalia; Rodentia; Heteromyidae. The record is from RefSeq and is a predicted model, not a curated record. Bases 87 to 1130 code for a protein of 347 amino acids. The transcript has 2 exons. Gene Ontology annotation, biological process: cell adhesion; G protein-coupled receptor signaling pathway; immune response.